This is a messenger RNA of Westerdykella ornata, 1818 nucleotides long. RefSeq names its product methylcrotonoyl-CoA carboxylase-like protein subunit beta. Lineage: Eukaryota; Fungi; Ascomycota; Dothideomycetes; Pleosporales; Sporormiaceae. The record is from RefSeq and is a predicted model, not a curated record. Gene Ontology annotation, molecular function: methylcrotonoyl-CoA carboxylase activity. Gene Ontology annotation, biological process: L-leucine catabolic process. The coding region runs from base 61 to 1818 and encodes 585 amino acids. Gene Ontology annotation, cellular component: methylcrotonoyl-CoA carboxylase complex; mitochondrion. The transcript has 2 exons.
GUCAAUACCUCUCUCCCGCUCACAGAACACCUCUUCUACAAUUUCUCUCACGCCGACAUUAUGCCUCCCAUAGCUCCCUCUCGCGAGGCUCUUGUCCUCCUGCGACACACAGUCCGCCCUUCCUUCCGCCCUCACCGUAACUGUUUUCUUGCGCACUCACUCCGCCAGCGUUCGCGCCGCAUAGCUACCUUCACACACUCGCACCAUGCCGAAGCCGUAUCCGUCAUACCCACAAAAGUCGACACGAGCUCGCCGGAGUUCAAAGAGAACAAGGCCCAAAUGGACGAAGCCAUUGCACGUAUGGCGGAGCUGCACUCCAAGAUUGCCCAGGGCGGGCCGCCAAAAGCCAGGGAGAAGCAUGUCCAGAGGGGAAAGAUGCUGGUACGGGACAGGAUCACGGCGCUGAUUGAUCCGGGCACGACGUUCCUGGAGCUGUCCCAACUGGCGGGUUAUCAGUUGUAUCCCGGCGAGGACGUACCCGCUGGUGGUAUUAUAACGGGAAUCGGCACGGUUUCGGGAGUCGAUUGCGUUAUUGUUGCCAAUGACAGCACCGUCAAGGGUGGCACGUAUUAUCCCAUUACUGUCAAGAAGCAUCUCCGAGCCCAGGCCAUUGCCAUGGAGAACAGACUUCCGUGUCUGUACCUCGUCGACUCCGGAGGUGCCAAUCUCCCCCACCAAGCCGACGUCUUCCCCGACAAGGAGCACUUUGGCCGCAUCUUCUACAACCAGGCUCGCAUGAGCGCCGCCGGUAUCCCCCAAAUCAGCGUGGUAAUGGGCCCAUGUACCGCGGGGGGCGCCUACGUGCCCAGCAUGUGUGACGAGAGCAUCAUUGUCGAGAACCAAGGCACCGUCUUCCUCGCCGGCCCGCCCCUCGUGAAAGCCGCAACGGGCGAAGUCGUUUCCGCCGAGGAACUCGGAGGCGGUCGUCUCCACAGCGAAAUCUCGGGUGUGACGGACUACCUCGCCGUGGACGACGCCCACGCCCUUGUUCUCGCGAGACGCAGCAUCAGUAAUCUAAACUGGCACCGGAACAACCCGCCCCUGACCUCCUCAGCCCUCACCACCAACAGCGCCUUCAAAGAACCCCUCUAUGACCCAGAAGAACUCUCGGGUAUCGUAGGGACCUCUCUCCGCCGACAGAUCCCCGCGCACGAAGUCAUCGCGCGCAUCGUCGACGGCUCCUCCUUCGCCGAAUUCAAGCCCUCGUACGGCACGACGCUCGUGACGGGCUUCGCAAGGAUCUACGGCCAACCCGUCGGCAUCGUGGCCAACAACGGCAUCCUCUUCUCCGAGUCGUCGCUCAAGGGCGCGCACUUUGUCCAGCUGUGCGGGAAACGCCACAUCCCCCUCGUGUUCCUGCAGAACAUCUCGGGCUUUAUGGUCGGCCAGGAUGCGGAAAAAGGGGGCAUCGCGAAGAAUGGAGCGAAACUCGUGACGGCGGUGAGUUGUGUCGAGGUGCCCAAGUUUACGGUUGUGUUUGGGAGUUCGGCGGGGGCGGGGAAUUAUGGGAUGUGCGGCCGCGCAUACUCCCCGCGCCUCCUCUUCACCUGGCCCAAUGCCCGUACCUCGGUCAUGGGCGCCGAGCAGCUCAGCGCCGUCAUGGAGGCCGUCGGGCGCCAGGCGGAUCCGGAGCUGAAGGCGCGCAUUGAGCGCGAGAGCGAGGCCACGUUUGGCAGCGCGCGGUUGUGGGACGAUGGCGUGAUUCCGCCGAGCCAUACGCGGAGGGUGCUGGGGCUGGGGCUGAGGGCGGCGUUGGGAGGGGAUAAGGGGAGGGCGGAGAGGGAGGUGGAGAGUCGGUGGGGGGUGUUUAGGAUGUAG